This is a messenger RNA of Seriola dumerili (greater amberjack), 3928 nucleotides long. RefSeq names its product mannosyl (alpha-1,6-)-glycoprotein beta-1,2-N-acetylglucosaminyltransferase (gene mgat2). Gene Ontology annotation, molecular function: alpha-1,6-mannosylglycoprotein 2-beta-N-acetylglucosaminyltransferase activity. Bases 404 to 1810 code for a protein of 468 amino acids. The transcript is spliced from 2 exons. Gene Ontology annotation, biological process: protein N-linked glycosylation; oligosaccharide biosynthetic process. Lineage: Eukaryota; Metazoa; Chordata; Actinopteri; Carangiformes; Carangidae. Gene Ontology annotation, cellular component: Golgi stack; Golgi membrane. The record is from RefSeq and is a predicted model, not a curated record.
GGGGCAGGCAGUGGUUCCGUAUUUGGGAUUUCUACAGCUAGCUGAUAGUUGCGUUUCCAUGCAUCCUGCUGGAAGGUAUGGAGGAGAAUGGGACCCCACCGUACUGAUGUUUCUCGCUGAAAGGACCGUACGGCUUCUCCAGUGUUAGGUGGUUCAUGCACACUGCAACACUGCUGCCUCCCAGCACCCGUCAUGCCUUAUGGAAUAUUCAUCCACCACCAAUGACAUUCCAGUGGGAUCCAUGUUUACAGCAACAGUUCAUUUUGCCAACAAUUAGCCUCAUUACAGCUUCUUUUUAAUCAGGCUUGCUCCCUGUGCAAAGCACACCAUCACAACUGCAAGCCUGUGCUUUUUUUUCUCUACAAUCAACUUUUCUCCCUUCGCAAGAGGCUGACCCCCUAUCAUGAGAUUCCGAAUCUACAAGAGGAAGGUGGUGAUACUGACUCUGGUGGUUGUUAUCUGUGGCCUAGCUUUCUGGAGCAGCGGAAGGCAGAAAAAGAACGACACUGGAUCAUUCCCCAAGGAAGUGGAGACGGUGAGGAGAAGCAGCAGCGUUAGCAGCAGCAGUAGCAGCAUCAACAACCAUAUCCAGGUGCAAGCCACACCUGCAGUCAGCCGGGCACCUGUUCCACCUCCUAUUAUACAAGCAAAUGACACACAUCCAGAAAAAGCAAAGGAUAAAGAGAAGAUACCCAAGCCAGAGGUAGAUAACACCACUUUAGUAUACCGUGGCAUUGUUUUCCAGCUAAAUUUUGACCAGACAAUAAGAAAUGAAGAGAAGUUUAAGGCCUCUCGACAGAAAGACGAUCUGGUUGUGGUGGUUCAGGUCCAUAACCGACCAGACUACCUUAAGCUAUUAGUGGACAGUUUGCGGAAGGUCAGAGGUGUGGAGAGCAUACUGCUGAUAUUCAGCCAUGACUACUGGUCCCCUGAGAUAAAUAAAGUGGUGGCCUCUGUUGACUUCUGUCAAGUCCUUCAGAUUUUCUUUCCCUUCAGCAUUCAGCUGUACCCCCAGGAGUUCCCUGGAAAUGACCCCAGGGACUGCCCAAGAGACAUUCCCAAAAAAGACGCCUUAAAGCUGGGAUGCAUCAAUGCAGAGUACCCCGACUCAUUUGGCCACUACCGCGAGGCCAAGUUCUCCCAGACCAAGCACCACUGGUGGUGGAAGCUGCACUUUGUAUGGGACAGGGUCCGGGUCCUGAAGGACCAUAAGGGUCUGGUCCUGCUGAUCGAAGAGGACCACUACUUGUCUCCGGACUUUAUCCAUCUCUUAAAGCUGAUGUCAGCUCUGAAAAGGGAGCAGUGCACAGACUGUGACAUCCUCUCACUGGGGAGCUACAGCCACAUUGGCUACUCCAGCAAAGCAAAUAAGGUAGAGGUGAAGGCCUGGAAGUCAACUGAGCACAACAUGGGGAUGGCUCUGAGUAGAGAGACGUACCAGAAGCUGAUUCAGUGCACCGACACGUUCUGCACUUAUGACGACUACAACUGGGACUGGUCCUUACAACACCUGACUGUAUCCUGCCUGCCCUCCUACUGGAAAGUCAUGGUGAGUGAGGCGCCACGGAUUUUCCACGCCGGAGACUGUGGCAUGCACCACAAGAAGGCUUCUUGCAUGCCAAUAAGCCAGAAAACCAAGAUAGAAAACAUCCUACAGAGCAGCGGGAACCAGCUGUUCCCAAAGAACCUCCUGAUAGCAAAGAGACUGCCAGCCAAUGGGGUUGGAGGGGUGGCCCCCCAUGUGAAAAAUGGGGGUUGGGGAGAUAUCAGGGACCAUGAACUCUGCAAGAGUUAUGUUCGAUUACAGUGACCUUAAUUGCUACUAUUAUAUAUUAUUGUCUCUUUUGCAUCCUCUAUAAAGAAAAAAGCCUUUUAAAGUAAAUCUUUAUGGACUAUUCUUCAUAUUGCCUGUUUUAUUGGACUGUUCCAAAUAAAGACGAAUGUUGGAUUUUUGGCUUCUUUAACAGAAAUAUGUCUUUACAUUGAAUUAUUCAAGUGAUUUCUGGCAAGUCUGCUUUGUUUUGUAAGUUGUAAUUAACAAUAAUAUACUAAACAAUAUAUUGUUGUGUUUUAUCUAACAAGGCUUUCAGAUUAAAAUAUGUGUGGUUACUUUUAAAUUACCAAAAAUGUAGAACAUCUCUAAAUCGUGGUAAAUUGGAAAGAGCAGGCAAGUGCUCAUCGGGGCAGUCAUAAAUUUGGUGAAUCUGUGGACUUUGCAAUCCCACUGUGCAUGCAUAAUUAAUUUGAAGUUAUUUAUAUCACAUAAAUUUGCUGAGAUCAAAAGAGAUCCUUUGAGACACCUUGUUCCAUUUAAAUAAUCUCCCACUUAGCUGAUCUUCAACAGGUUUCGAGAGCACACCAAGAGUCUUGUUACUCCUGUGACUGCAGAAUGGUGCACAGCAUUGAUAAGCAUACCAGUGACACUGACAUGAUAGGGCACAUGAACGAAAUGAGUGUUUCUCAUCAAGCAUGUUUCACAGAGGGUGUAUAUGAUGAGUGAAGGGCAUGUGUUUUAUUUUGUUGCAGUGCAUCACUGUCAAGCUUAAUAUUUCACAUAUAAAAUGCCUAUUCAGGCCACUGUAUCUUUGUGCAGAGAUUUUGAUUUCACAGAUAAAUGCACACAAUGCACCUGGAGAGAUCCCAAGACACUGGUGCAACUCUCUCGUUCGUGUUGUUGCUAUUGAAGAUGCAUUUACAUUUUAAGUGCUUAGACCACAGCUCUGUAUCGAUGGUUUCCGCUAAGGCCCAAGCUCGGUGGCUUCUCUGAAGCUGCAUUGAUCCCCCCACCCCCACCCCCCCGGCAAAGUUUAACAAUUGGUUCUGCACACUGUUCAGAAUCCUGAAUAACUGCAAAGUUAUUGCUGACUGGACUCCCCAUACAGUUCACAUUAAGUACAUCCUCUGGCAGACUGCUUGAGGCCUCUCUUAGACUCUGCUCCCAACAUAAAAUUCCUAAACAUUGCAUGAAUUAAAUAUGACAUGCUUAAUGUAAGACAUAUAUCCUCAGCAUAGUUGUUCACUAAGACAAAUGUAAAGACUGAGUUGCACUGAUGAAGCUUAACAAAGCUUCCUCUAUGACAGACAGAAUCUCUGCAGGGUAAGAAGCCCCAUUUUAUUUCCUAUUCGUGAACUUUAAUUCCUAAUGCAGUGUGAAGACAUGUGAUGCUGGGACUGAUGUGCUGAGGUCAUGUGACUUGCAAAUUGUGCAGCUGCUCCCAUGGUGGAGGCCCAGUAAUUGGGCCCGCACCUCAAGGGACACGGCUUAGAAUAGAAUUGAGAAUAGGAGGACGUGGCAUUGUGCUCUUGAUUCUUGGUGACUAAUGGUUAACUGAUGCUGGAGCCUUUGGAACUGUAAUGUGCUGUUGCCAUUGGAAGCUCUCUACUUAGUUUAAUAUUUGAGGGCAAAAAUGAACAGGAAAAACAUACAGAAGUUGUGUGUGACAUCUUUUCUAGGGCCAGUUAUAUGUAAUGUCCAUUAAUCAGUAAACCUUCAGCUUUAGAGCACAUUUUUACGCUGAAGCAGUCAGAAACAUCAGGGCAGAUUGACCAAUGAAACAGAUAAAGCAAUUAAAAUUGAAGCAGUAAAUCACAAAUUCAAUGUCAGUAAUAAAGUCAGUAUAAGACAAAGAAAUAUAGGCACUAUUUUAAUCUAACAGCCAUGCUGAACAAAGCUCAAUGAAAACGUAAGCUACUGUGUGUUAUAAUUUAAAUGCAAUAAUUGACUUGUGAUGUGCCACAAGUCUACUUCUCUGAAUGAAUUAUUUUAAGUGUUGAUUUUCCAGCUUGCCUUUCUUUCCAGCACACAGACCUGGAAUAAUGAGCUACUGGAGCAUGCAGUCAAAAUAAAUUUUUCAUUGGGAGUAAAUUCUGAAGCAUGACUUGGCAGUUACUUCAGUAGUUUUGAAUUUUUCAGACCAUAAGUGGAGUU